AUGAUUGAGGAUGUAUCUGGUGUCUCUCUGUGUGGCUUUACUGAUGAAACAUCUACAGAUCUUCUGGUUUCUGUCUGUAAUGAAGACCAGAAGACAUCAGUGAAUCUGCUGGACUGUGGGAUAGAAGUGAAACAAGAAGUCACAGAAGCAGAUGAAGGUUAUUUGAUUUAUUCAGACCUGAUGGAGACAAAAGAAGAAAUCACAAAUGCAAGAGAACAGACAGAUCAAGACCAGAAAGUGGUAAAGGAGGAAAUUUUACAACUCAGUGAAAUUGAAGAGAAACCUCAUUAUUUGAUACCCAAAGAAGAAUCUCUGAGCUGCUCGAUUACUGUGAGGAAUUUGUCACCUAAAAGAAACAACAAGAAAAAAUCAACAGCCAAGGAUGCUCUUAUUUGCCCUCAGUGUGGAAAGGCCUUCACCUAUAACUAUAAACUUAAUGAGCACAUGAAAACCCACACUGGAGAAAGACCUUACAGCUGUGAUCAGUGUGGUAAAAGUUACAUGAAUAAAUGGCACCUUAAUAACCACACAAGAACCCACACUGGAGAAAAACCCUACAGAUGUGAUCAGUGUGAAAAUACCUACCACAGAAGUUGGAACCUUAAUCGGCACAUGAAAACCCACAAUGGAGAACAGCCUAGAUGUGAUCAGUGUGGAAGAACCUUCACUCGUAAGUCUGACCUGAAAAAGCACAUGACAAUUCACACUGGAGAAAAGCUUUAUAGAUGUGAUCAGUGUGGAAAAGCCUUCACUAGCAAGUCUUGCCUUAAAGAUCACAAGAGAAUUCACACUGGAGAAAAACCUUACAGAUGUGAUCACUGUGGACAGUGUUUUAGUCGUAAUUUCCUUCUCGAUGAGCACAUUACAAUCCACAGUGGAGAAAAACCUUUCAGAUGUGAUCAGUGUGGAAAGACCUACAACAGAAGUUGGGACCUUAAUGAACACAUAAGAACCCACACUGGAGAUCAGACUAGAUGUGAUCAGUGUGGAAAAACCUUCAAGUGUAAGUCUGACCUGAAAAAGCACAUGAAAAUUCACACUGGAGAAAAACCUUACAGCUGUGAUCAGUGUGGAAAGACCUUCAAGAAGAAGGUCCAGCUUAAGGUUCACACAAGAUUUCAUACUGGAGAAAAGCUUUACAGAUGUGAUCAGUGUGGAAAUUGUUUUAUUCAUAAGUUUGGACUUAACAGGCACAUGAGAACAAUUCACACUAAAGAAAGGCCUUAAAAAGCCCCUACUAUGCUGGUUUUCACAUUUGAAGAGUUCAAAUGCAAAACCACUAAACACCACCUCGGUCAAAGAGUUAAUGAUAUUAACCGAACGCUCUUGGCAUGUAUUAUACGUUCAUCAAGUACUUUUGCUUCAAAUUUGCUUAAUCCCAGCCUCAGACCAUUCAGAAAUACUGGUUUGUUUCCAGAAUCCAUUAAAAGUCUGAUAGAAAUACUAAUUUACAAGAAAAAACAUUUGUGUGGUUCCAGACCCUUUUUAAGGGGGGCUUCAGCCACCCUACAAUUAUUAAGUCUAUUAAACUAUCAAAUAGUUAGAGUGAACAAACAAACUUGGCAAGUAACAAACUGAGUGCACUCACAAAUUUUGUAUAUGAUUAUGAAACAUACAAAUUAGAUUACACUAUAUUCAACAUUCAGUGACAUGUUUGCUUUUAUUUAUAGAUGGAUAUAUAAUGUUUAUAUAUAUGAAGGCCAAACACUACAGGCAAAAUAGCUAUUAUUGAGCAUACUGGGGUCAAGUUUCAGUUUUUGGGUUAUUUUGCUUCUAUAACAUGUAUAAUUAAACACAGAUAAUAUUAAAAUGUCUAAAGUGCACAUUAAAGGUGCAGUGAAUCAGUAGUUUUUAUUGUUUUAUACUGUUGUCUGAGGUCUACUUAUGAUGCUUACAUGGUUUUUACAUUCAAAAACAUCAAAAGCAAUAAGUAAUGGGGUGUUUUGUGCCCUAGAUUUGAGGCUUACUCCUGAAACUGAUGCAGCGCCUGUGUUCUUCCACAACCAGGCACUGUGAAAUAGUUUGCAGCCUUAAACGUUAUGUUUGUUGUAUGGACUAUCUGGUUUAUGGAAACCAGUGGUUGGGGCUUCGAAUUAGACGUUAAGUGGAGGCGUGUUUAAAAAUCGACUGCUUUGUCGUAAGUUGGCACAGUCCUGAACAUGCCAUUUUCUGGGCUUGAUGUCAUUAUGUAUAUUUAAAUUUGUUUUUUGAGUCAAUUAUGAAAAUUGUUUGUGAAGACCAAAAUAAGAAUGCUCUAUUUUCGUGCACUCGUUUUGUGCUUAAUAUACAGAAAAUACUUCUUUAGUACUUCUUAAAAUUAAUUUAAGAACAUGGAAGUUUACUUACUCCGUGCUAUUUUGGAAAUGAAUUAAAAUUUGCUAAAAAUGUAUUUAAAAUAUGUAGUUUGGUACCACUUGUAGUAAACUUAAACCCAUCUUUCAAACAAAGAUAGGUUCAAGUUUACUACAAGUGGGAACCUAAUACAUUUUUAAAGGGACAUUCUUUGAUUUUUACCAUUUUGGAAUCCAUUCAGCUGAUCUCCGGGUCUGGCGCUACCACUUUCAGCAUAGCUUAGCAUAAUCCAUUGAAUCUGAUUAGACAAUUAGCAUCACGGUCAAAAAUAACCAAAGAGUUUCGAUAUUUUUCCUAUUUAAAACUUGACUCUUCUGUAGUUACAUCGUGUACUAAGACCGACGGAAAAUUAAAAGUUGCAAUUUUCUAGGCCGAUAUUGCUAGGAACUAUAAUCUCAUUACGGCGUAAUAAUCAAGGACUUUGCUGCCGUACUAUGGCUGAUGCAGGCACAAUGAUAUUACACAGUUUUAAGAUUAUCUUAGAAGUAUAAAAUAUUUUUUUAGUAUAUAAAGUACGAAAUGAGUGUACUUGAAGUGCUCUAUUUUCAAACACUCUUUUUUACCUGGGACAUUAAGGAGAAUUGUUUUAUUCUAUUAUAAUAAAUUGUAUAUAUGUUAAAAAGUCUGGCUUUUAUUAAUAAAAGGUUUUAAAAGUUAUUAAUAAAAGUUAUGUGGCCAUUUUUUUGUGACUUAAAUGAAAAUAAAACAACUGAAACCACUCAACUCAAUUAAAAUAUCUAAUAAUUCAAAACAUAACUUACUGCAUUUUAAGGACAUACAUAUAUUCCGAAUAAAAUGUUU
Misgurnus anguillicaudatus (oriental weatherfish) is the source of this 3153-nucleotide messenger RNA. NCBI's taxonomy places the organism in Eukaryota, Metazoa, Chordata, Actinopteri, Cypriniformes, Cobitidae. The record is from RefSeq and is a predicted model, not a curated record.